Messenger RNA from Hyaloscypha bicolor E, 1189 nucleotides. RefSeq lists its product as uncharacterized. Lineage: Eukaryota; Fungi; Ascomycota; Leotiomycetes; Helotiales; Hyaloscyphaceae. Bases 1 to 774 code for a protein of 257 amino acids. The record is from RefSeq and is a predicted model, not a curated record. The transcript is spliced from 4 exons.
AUGGUAUCGUCAAAUUUCAUAGCAAAGAUUCUAAGUGCAGAGAGAAAUGUCUCAAUAGUUGUCGACGACAACGAUUUCUCGGCCCCUUACUGGUCUCACCACGAAUACCACGUCGAGUGGCUACCAACGAGCCUUACAACAUCUCCUACACCUACGGUAGUGGCUAAAUCGAAGCCUUCGAAGGGCGUGCCCACUGGUACCGUGUCACAAAGAUCGAGACCUGCUGCUGGGAACUCCUCGCCGAGUCUUGGAGACCAUGUAGGAAGAUUUGGCGGCGCGAAGAACAACAUUGGUAAAGGAGUAUCUACUUCAUUCGUCGCAUUGGACGAUAUGCCCUUCGAAGACCAUAGCCAAACUCGAAAGUCUAUGCAGGAUCUCUACGAAUGGAUACAUCAGCAUGCUGAGAAUCGCUCCAACGCAUGGAACUUUGAAGGACGCCGUGAAGAUUUGAAGCACGAGUUGGCAAAGGGUGAAUGGAACGAUUGGACAGAGCAGGGGCCUCAGAAGUUGGCAUCACUCCUUGUCAACCCCGUCACACGGCGUGUAGCCAUUAGACACAUAGUUGCUUCGGCCAUAAUUCAGCAAAUCGAUUUAAAAAGCAGCCCCGACACGUCGCUACUUCCCGCCCAUAUCGUAGCAUUUGGCCAGGCGCUCCUGAAAAUCAAAAGAACCCCAGGAGAACAAGAAACUUUCUCAAAUUCAUUUUCAAAAUGGCGCCACCUCACUGCCGCUCUCUUGUCACCUCUUUCCUCUCGCACCGACAACUCAGAAUGAGAUUCAAUUCUAUGCCCUAGCCUCAUACGUAAUAUGGAACUUCUCAACGGCAUCCUUCGGCCAUUCAUAAGAUCAGGCAAGGAGGCACAACUUGCCCAAUCUGAAAACUUGGCUUCUAUAAUUUUUGAAGGUGCUCAUUUCGGAUAUCUGCUGUUCUCACAACCAACAAUUUGGGUUUUUAGAUGGGAUCGGAAGAACUUGAGCCAUGGGGCAGGAGUGAUCGAAGGUCCGGGAGCGAGACCGGAACUGGCGUGGAGAAAAGUUUCUUGUUGUAUUUCCAAGCAUCGGGAAGCUCAUAGUAAGAGAUGGCAGCGAUCGUUUGAGAGUACUUGUGGAUGCUAUGGUAGAGUGGAUCUAACUCGUACGGUCAUGUCAUUUUUGUGUAUUUGUUAUUUUUAGAAGCACCAGAUUCUUU